This is a messenger RNA of Drosophila rhopaloa, 792 nucleotides long. RefSeq lists its product as uncharacterized. NCBI's taxonomy places the organism in Eukaryota, Metazoa, Arthropoda, Insecta, Diptera, Drosophilidae. Gene Ontology annotation, biological process: DNA integration. The transcript has a single exon. Bases 1 to 792 code for a protein of 263 amino acids. Gene Ontology annotation, molecular function: nucleic acid binding. The record is from RefSeq and is a predicted model, not a curated record.
AUGCACAUAGAAGUCGUAAGCGAUCUCACAACGCAGGCAUUUAUUGCUGCGUUCAAACGUUUUUGUGCCCGUCGCAAAACACCAUCCGAUUUGUAUUCCGACAAUGGAACCACUUUCCAUGGAGCCCGACGGGAAUUGGACGAAAUGCGCAAACUUGCUCAAGAGCGAGCUAAGGAUGAAAAAUUGGCCGGUUUUCUGUCAUCCGAAGGCAUAAACUGGCACUUCAUACCCCCGUCCGCACCACACUUUGGCGGAUUGUGGGAGUCGGGCGUCCGGUCAAUCAAGCUGCAUCUGCGCCGAGUCGUAGGAGGAGCCGCACUCACUUUUGAAGAACUGUCAACCGUUCUUGCCCAAAUCGAAGCUAUCCUGAACUCACGGCCACUUACUCCGAUCAGCGAUCACAGCCUCGAUCCAUUAACUCUAGCCCAUUUUUUGGUAGGACAGCCGUACACUGCGGUGCCUGAACCCUCGUUUUUGGACUCUCAGAUGAAUAGACUGCAGCGAUGGAAUCAGCUUCAGGCCAUGGUUCAAGGAUUCUGGAAGCGAUGGCACACUGAAUACCUCAGUUCUCUACAGGCACGUGGCAAGUGGAACAAAGAGACGGCGAACAUCGAAAUAGGCAACCUUGUUGUUCUCAAGGAGCCUAAUCUUCCGCCCUCGAAAUGGAUACUUGGACGCAUACAAGAAGUACACCCAGGACAGGAUUCUAAGGUCCGAGUAGUGACUGUCAAGACGGCCAAUGGAGUCUACAAGCGCCCUAUCACUAAGAUCGCCAUUCUCCCUCUUAACUGA